AUGUCUUAGAUGUAUUGUGGCACUUCAUCGACGCUGUCGAUAUCACAGAACAUCAGUAAACGGCUUAAGAUGGUUGCUCAGAAUUGUAUGUGGAGUGAUUUAUUCGACGAUCAAUCACGGGCUAAUUUGGAAGGGGGAUACGUAGCGACAGGGAUAAUUUCAUCUCUUCUUGGUAUCUGGCUGAAUCUUGCUUUGUUAUUGACUAAUCUAAGAUCAGACUUGAGCUACCGUAAUCUGGCCUUUUUUACGGUUAUCGCCUGUUUAAGACGAGCUAUCUCCGUAGUCACCCACCUCCCACUUUUUAAUUACUCAGAGAGUUUGAAAUAUGAAACUCAAGACAUAUCCUGUGAUAUUUCUGGCUUUUGGGAUUCAUUUUGGUCUGUGUACGAAGUUGAAUGUUUGACACACGUGUGCAUUGAACGAUAUGUUAUAGCUAAGUAUACUACUAGAGGAUGGCAGAUUCAAAAAAACCACUACAUUUUGUAUCAAGGAUUAUGUCUGUUUUUUGCUAGUUUAUAUUCAUUACCGCCUUUAUUUGGAGUCGGUCAAUUCGGAUAUGAUUUUUCAUGCCAAUCUUGUGUCUUGGAUAUGGUUUUACCGGCGACGUGGCAGAGAUAUGUUGUCCUUGCAAUAUUUUUGCUUCGCAGUGUAAAAUCAACAGGCUUUAUGUUAACAAUGCUGAUUUGGGCAACAAAUUUAGAAGCGAAAUAUGAUGAAUCGGAAAAAUUAAUGAAAGAAAUACGAUUUACUAAGAGUGUAAUUGUUAUAACUAUCGUGAACCUGCUUUGUUGGAUGCCAAUAGCUGCUAUACGAGGUUGGGUUGUGCUUUCGAGUCUGCUUUCUGAUGGUGCUCCAUUUCAGCUCUCGGUCUCAGCAAUACAGUGGGCGGUAUGGAUUCAUUGGGCGGCGCCUGCGUUUACUACAAUAGCAAUGUUUCUUGUCGACGCUAAAACUCAUCAGAAAAUGAUUCAGAUUUUUAAAGGUGGCGAUAAAACUGAUAAGCUUGCUAAGGACGAGUAGGAUUCUUAUUCUAUACUCUAACGUACAUAUAUAUAUCUGUACGUAUUAAUGUAUGAUAGACAAAUCAUACAUUUAAUUUUUGUUCUUAUUGUCAACGAUUAUUCUAACGCAUGCUUUAAGUGCAUAGCUUUAAGAAUCGAUGUAUUCGUGCAAUAUGUAUAAGUUAGUACGAUGCAUAUUCCUAUGAAUUAUUAUUAAAAAUGUUUUUUCAGUCAACUAUCAAACGUAUAGUCCAUAUGUAAAUUGUGUUUUGUGAUUUAUUCCAAAUUGUGUAAUAAUAAUUUGUAGGUACUCGUAGGUUUUUUAAUAAUAUUAUGUUUAUUUAUAUAAGUUGUGUUAUGAAAAAACAAAUUAAAAAAUUAUAAGGAGGAUAUUUUUUUUGAUAAUAAUAAUAAAUUUUGGGUUUUAAAAAAUGUUAACGUUUAAGUUUAAGUUGGUAAUUGUGUUUAUGUGAAUUGAUUAUGUUGCUUAUAUUUUCAAAAGACAACAAUUAUAUUUGGCAUAUCAUCAUUCAAGUUUAGAAUAAUAAAUAAUCAUAAAUUAUUCUUAACGUAUAAUGUAAUUGAGGGUAUAAGUAUUUUUUAUACACAUGGUAUUCCCUGAAAGGCGAGUUUAAAUUCUCACAGUGAGCCACAGUAUCAUAAUAAGUUAAUCCAUCAUGAACAGGUUAUCGAUUAAUGUUUCAUUAAGGUACAACUUCUUGCUGUUUACUACUAGCGAUUUCGAUGUUAGUUUUGAUGUCUUCAUU
This is a messenger RNA of Vanessa atalanta (red admiral), 1768 nucleotides long. RefSeq names its product rhodopsin-like. Bases 10 to 1020 code for a protein of 336 amino acids. Lineage: Eukaryota; Metazoa; Arthropoda; Insecta; Lepidoptera; Nymphalidae. Gene Ontology annotation, biological process: G protein-coupled receptor signaling pathway. Gene Ontology annotation, cellular component: membrane. The transcript is spliced from 7 exons. Gene Ontology annotation, molecular function: G protein-coupled receptor activity. The record is from RefSeq and is a predicted model, not a curated record.